This is a messenger RNA of Dichomitus squalens LYAD-421 SS1, 2223 nucleotides long. RefSeq names its product ATP-NAD kinase. The transcript has 7 exons. The record is from RefSeq and is a predicted model, not a curated record. Gene Ontology annotation, molecular function: NAD+ kinase activity. The coding region runs from base 1 to 2223 and encodes 740 amino acids. Gene Ontology annotation, biological process: NAD+ metabolic process; NADP+ biosynthetic process. Lineage: Eukaryota; Fungi; Basidiomycota; Agaricomycetes; Polyporales; Polyporaceae.
AUGAGCUGGCUCAACUCCACCCAUCCCAAUCACGACCACGAGCCGCGCUCGAAAGAGGAUAGGCAUGCAAGCUAUGCAGACGGAACGGUGUCGGACUCGUACAGCGAGACGACCUCGCCGUACGCGGACGAAGACGAGCGCGAAUAUGCGCAAAGCCUCACGAAACAGCUGGCGGACACUGCUGUGACGGUGCGGGAGUGGAGCAAAAAGCUUGGUCGCACCCGCGUCAGGUCGCACAUCCAGAGCGUGCUCAUCGUCACCAAGGCGCGCGAUAACCGCCUUAUCAAGCUUACUCGCGAGCUCGCCCUCUAUCUCAUGCAGAAGAAGCGUGGCACAGACCGCGGAAUGAUCGUUUAUGUCGACGCUCAACUCAAGACGUCCAGACGGUUCGACGCAGCCGGUCUUGCCCGCGAACAUCCGGAGCUCUUCGUCCCCUUCCCGAAACGACGAAACUCGAGCAACUCGUCCUUGCUCAACGGCUUCAGCAAUGGCAGCAGCGAGGGACCUUCACAGCCCGAGGGCCAGCUGCGUUACUGGACGGCGGAAAUGUGCAGCAAAAGCCCGCACCUCUUUGACUUCGUCGUCACGCUCGGCGGGGACGGCACCGUGCUCUUCACCUCUUGGCUCUUCCAGCGCAUCGUGCCGCCCGUGCUGCCUUUCGCGCUCGGCUCGCUCGGGUUCCUGACCAACUUCGACUUCGCCAACCACCAGAAGGUGAUGGACAGCGCGAUCGACGACGGCGUGCGCGUGAACCUCCGCAUGCGCUUCACGUGCACCGUCUACCGCGCGAUAUCCCCAGACAAAAACAGCAAGGCGCACCGCGCGAUAAAGAAAGGCGAUACGGGUGAAAUCUUCAUGCGCAACGUUGAGCAAGACGGGUGGGAGGCGCUCGAGAGCGGGAACACAUCGACUGGUAGGCCUCACGGGAAGGAUAAGGAGAUCAUGUGCUUCUCGACGAAGCCUGUUGAAUGCUUUGAGGUGCUCAACGACCUCGUCGUCGAUCGUGGACCUAGUCCGUAUGUCAGCCUGCUCGAGUUGUUUGGCGAUGAGCAUCACCUUACAACUGUGCAAGCUGACGGUCUUUGCGUUGCCACACCCACUGGCUCCACAGCGUACUCAUUAUCCGCCGGUGGCUCGCUAGUGCAUCCUGAGAUCCCCGCCAUCCUAAUCACUCCUCUUUGCCCCCACACUCUGUCGUUCCGGCCUAUGCUUCUCCCAGACACCAUGGAACUGCGUAUAUGCGUUCCUUUCAACUCGCGGAGCACCGCUUGGGCGUCGUUUGACGGACGCGGGCGCGUCGAGCUCAAACAGGGCGACCAUAUCAAAGUCACUGCGUCCAAGUACCCUUUCCCAACCGUGUGCGCUGAGUCUCAGUCUCGCGACUGGUUCCACUCGAUCUCCCGCACCCUCAAGUGGAACGAGCGUGAACGUCAGAAGUCGUUCGUGGUCGUCGAGGAGGAGCCGGGCAAGUCUCGCAAGAGCUCGCGCGAAGGGAAGGUUCGCGACGCGACCCCCACCGCGAAGCGCCACGAGGAGGCUGCCAAGAAGCCAGAGGAAGAGAACGAAGACGAGCUAGACGAGGAGGACGAAGUCUCAGAAGAGGAAGAAGAGAAGUAUGACAUUGACGACCUCUCUUCGACGGAGUCCCCCUCUUCCGUCUCCGUGGUGUCCAUGCAGCUCAGUCCUGAAGAGGCUAAGAUCGGGCAGGAGAAACUCCACGACGAUGACAACGUGCAAGCGGAGGCGGAGGAUGCCGUACGCCGCCUCGCCAAGGGAGACCCCUACCUCUCGUCCACGCUCACCUCGGCCCCGAGCUCCGGCCUCAAGUCGGGCAUCGACACGCCAGACCGGUUCGCCGGCGGCCAGCAGCACCCACACCCACCACGCGUGUCCCCGCGGCACGUGCAGUUCCUCACGUCGUCAGCGUCCUCAUCCUCCUCGUCUGUCGCGACGUUCGCUGACGAGUACCGAAGGGGCGACAGGGGCGAGCGCGACGACAUCCACAGCCCGCGCUCGGCGCACCACAGCACCCGCGUGCGCAUCCCGCGCGACCGCGACCUCGAUGCGGAGAACUUGCGAACGCCGACGCCGGCCGAACAGGGCCACCGUCCGUCGUUCACGAGGAGCAGGUCGCGCUCGCGGGAGCCGCCGCGGAGGGCGUUCGCGGUGUGGGGCCACGACGAGAGCGACAGUGCCGCGAGCGAUAGCGACGCGGACACGUAG